AUGAUACUUUCAAAGUCAAGCAGAUUGCUCUAUAAGAUACCGAGGCAGAGAUCAGGCCUAAGAUUUUACAGUGCUUCCUUAGAAAGAUUUCAAAAACCGCAAGAUGAGCCCGUCAUUGUUUCACCCAUAUCUUAUGCUCGCAGAAGAAGAAGUGAAAUCUUUGGCCAACUAGUCGAUAAUGACGAACCUUCUAAGAAGGUCAACGUUAUUGACGCUGAUCAGCUAGAAAAUGAAAUAGCUGAAAUUAGAAAUAGUGAAUCUGAGGAAGGUUUGGAAAGGAUUUCAAGUCAAGAUUCCAGGUUACACCCUCUGACUAUUCAAGGUAGGGUCAAUAGAACAGAGAUUAAACUCAACGAAGAAGUUUCUGAAACAAUCAAUAACCACAUACUGUUGCUGAAUAACCCUCGGCAUUUGCGAAUAAAAGCUGCUCAGACAUUUGUUGAUCUGGGUACUAAUGGGACCCAUAAGCCGGUUCAGUCUGAGCUAGAGGCGGAUGCUCACAUUGCGGGGUUAUUCGUUCAAAACUACGCCUCUAUAUAUCAAGUUUUAUCCGAAUUAAAGAAACGUGUUGGUGAGUCUUUUAACCCUCAGAGAGUGUUGGACGUUGGAUUUGGGCCAGCUACAGGAAUGGUUGCACUCAAUGAACUAAUGGGCUCCGAUUUCAAUCCCACGGUGAAAGAUGCCGUAGUUGUGGGAUCAUAUGAGAUGAAGCAAAAAGCAAAGAUUAUACUUAGUAGACAACUAGCAGAAUACACUGCUGUGGCCCAAGACGAAUUUGAACUAGACAACGAGUCUGGACCAUCAGAACCAGUUGAAGCAGAACUAAAAAGAAAAGUUGCCAGGAUAGAUACCAAAAGAAUUACGAUAAAAACCAAUUUACUGAGCUCAUUGCCUAUUGGCAACUCGAAAAAAUAUGACUUGAUAAUACUAAACCACCAAUUGUUGCUCAAUAAAGCUUCAUACCCGGCUCAAGUCGAGGAAAGCAUGGAUGCCUAUUUGCAGAAGUUGGCACCUGGAGGACAUCUGGUGAUUGUUGAAAGAGGUACUCCAUUAGGCUUUGAGACAAUUGCAAAGGCAAGACAAGUAGCUAUACGACCAGAAAACCAUUCAUCCAACCUUAAAAUUCCACGUCCAUAUCAAAAGGGAAAUUUCAAGACAGACCGACAACUACAGGAUGACGCAGAAUUAGAACCUGAAUUAAAAGAACAUUUUGAAAUAAUAGACCAUGCAAAUUCUACGGUUAGAGACUACUACCUCAAAGUUGUUGCCCCUUGUGCACACCAUGGCGUAUGUCCUUUGCAAACAUUAAACCCAGACGUGUUUUCUCUACCAAAGUAUGGUAAAAAGCUAAACUUCUGCCAUUUCCAGACUCAAGUAUUGAGACCCAAGUUUUCAAUGGAGUUGAAAAAGGGUCUUCUAUUAGCCACUAAAUGGACUGAUAAGACUUCAGGUAUUGGAAUAAAGGGACAAGCUCCCGCUGGAAAUGGGAGAAGAAACGGUAGAAACAAUGAACUGGCAUCUUUCAGUUAUCUUAUUCUGGAACGGUCACCCAGUGAUGCGCCAACACUGUCUAAAUUGGCUCGGUUACAAGAAUCCACUAAGAAUAGAACGAAUAUCUUGGGUUAUGAAGGUGACUCCAUCGACAACUGGCCUCGUGUCAUGAAGAAUCCAUUAAAGCGCAAGGGGCUUAUCCUAGCAGAAAUGUGCGGACCAUCGGGUCUUAUAGAGAAGUGGUAUCUUUCUAAGGGUUCAGGUGGAAAACAGAUUUAUCAUGAUGCUAGAAAGCUUCAAGCUGGAGAUUUAUGGGCAAUUGGAGGUGCCAAAAGUGCAAUCCCAGCAAACACGUCGUACGACCAUUUCAGGGAAAAGAUUGAGAAGAAACAAUCUGAUAUGAAGGUCGCUAACAGGCAACAAUCUAGACAGGAACUGAAACUGAGAAAGCAAACAGCUAGAAAUGCCUUGCAAGAGGCGCCCAAAUCCCUAGAAGAGUCUCUCUACCAAUUAUCGGUAGCCCAUUCAAUGGAAUUAGAAAAGAAACCAAAGGAAAGAAGGCAGUUUAAGAAAUACUGA
Molecule: messenger RNA, 2070 nt
Organism: Komagataella phaffii GS115
Lineage: Eukaryota; Fungi; Ascomycota; Pichiomycetes; Pichiales; Pichiaceae
Product: Mitochondrial ribosomal protein of the small subunit
Exons: 1
Coding region: 1-2070 (689 amino acids)
Biological process (GO): translation
Cellular component (GO): mitochondrial small ribosomal subunit
Molecular function (GO): methyltransferase activity; structural constituent of ribosome
Source: RefSeq, a predicted model, not a curated record